UUCCUUCCCUGUUUUAAUUUUAUUUAAUUUAAUCUUUCUUUUCCCUAAAAUAAUCAGAAUUCCUUAACCCUUGUUACUAUUCACCAUCUUCUCUAAAUCUCUUAUCCUUCUUUCUUGAUCGGUUGACCCCAAGCUUCGAAUGGCAAUGACAUCCUCCUUCGCCUCUCUCACGUUUCAAAAUCCAUGGCAACACAAUCCUCCUUCUUAUUCUCACUGAAAUUAUUGUUGAAAUUCAGCAACAUAGGUACAAUCUUCUUCCCAUCUAAUUUUCUGAUUUGUGAACCAAUUCAGAAUCUCAUUUGCUCGGUUCUUGGCCCUCAAACAGGCGGCAACAGCCGCUUACAACCCUCCUUAUUGCCGGAACCCGACCCUAUACAACAGCAACAACGCCUUUAUGCCUGAGACACUGAAUUAGCAGCCUACACUACCUGCCAGCUUUCGUUUUGGGUCGACAUAAGAUGCUGGCAGCCUUCUGAUUGUGGAAUUCCUCCUCCAUCUUUUCUAUUGCCUAAAAAGAAUUAGAAGGGUUCCAUGUAGAAGUGGAAUAUGCAUAAACCCUAUGGAAGUAACGUCUUGUCAACUAAUAGCAAACGAAAUCUUGCCAACUUCAAUUGUCAAGACCCUUCUAUACCCUGGUGCCAUUGUAAAUGCUGUCCUAAAUGGUGUUACAAUCCCUAACUAUGAUAAUUUGUUGGACAUUUAUAACCUUACACAUGUGAAAAGUGCACCUACAAUCCUUGAUCUCAGGCAUCUUGAGAUAUUAGCAGGGUGCUACUUUUGUGUGGCUGGAGCAAUGCUUGGAUUAUUGAAGCAAGGAAGAUUAAGCUUAAUUGGGAUGCUCCUACUUAUAUGGGGCUUGAUCAAACAAAAUAUAAAGGAAAAAUCUACUUGUUUACAUAAUACAUGUACUUUUGAACAAGUUCAAGUGUCUCCAAUGAUGUUUAUAGCUCUUUUUACAGCUUUAUCAUCAAUAAAAAAAGAUGUAAGAGUUGUAAUAAAAAGUUUUCAAGCCCAUCAUCCUGUAAAAGCAGCUACAGAAUUACAUCAACAUGUAAAGAAAAAGAAAAAGGAAAGGGAGAUGAAGAGACUUGAAUGGAAUGUUCAUUACAAUUCUAAAACUUCUAGGUGUACUAAAGUUGCCCAACAAGGCAUUACUAAUACUUUUACUUAUUGAGAAUCGGGUAGUCUUCUCGGUUGGAGAGUAAAUAUUACUUUUCAGAUAAGAUUUUGAGUUUAAACUCAUUUUUCGGUCUACCCUAUAAUUAAGAAAACACUUGUACUUAUUAACAUUGAUAUAUUAAUUUUUGAUAGGAAAAUUGUUAGUUUUUACCUUCUUAUGAAUUGGGUUAUUUACAUUAUAGGUAUAUGUUGAACGAGUUUUUAUUUUUUAUUUUUAUUUUUUUUCAAAUAUAGCUAUUUUAGGUAAAUUAAUUUUGAUAGAUUGUUAAAAAUAAUUUAGUGAAAGUAUAUUGUAACGACAGAUUGAUAAAUUUUUUAUAAAUUUAAAUGUUAAUUUUCAUGACAAUGAUUGAACCAUUAAGUUUGUUGGAUACUUUACCUCUUGAGUAUAGAUAAAGAAACAAAAUAGGCUGAGAAAGGAAAGAAUUGAAUAAAAAUCAAACUCAAAAUCUUUCUUAUCGAAUGGUACUUUCUCUCUAACUAAGACAAUA
Amaranthus tricolor (Joseph's coat) is the source of this 1670-nucleotide messenger RNA. RefSeq lists its product as uncharacterized. The transcript is spliced from 3 exons. The record is from RefSeq and is a predicted model, not a curated record. NCBI's taxonomy places the organism in Eukaryota, Viridiplantae, Streptophyta, Magnoliopsida, Caryophyllales, Amaranthaceae. Bases 560 to 1174 code for a protein of 204 amino acids.